CCCGCGCCGGGCGGGGAGGGGAAGGGGGAGCGGCGCGGCGCGCGAGGCCUGCCGGGAAGUCGCUCCCCUCUCCUCUCCGCUUCUUCCUCCCGGCCCGUCGAGGCGACGGAGCGCGCGUGCGCCUGUGGGAGAGAAUCGUUUCCACUCCCUGAAGAGUGCAAAGCCUGGACAAGCAGUGUGCACUUCAGCAGCGCUUACUGACAUCCCUGACUCAUCCGUCUGAGGGAACCAACAAGAGGGCACUUCUCUUCUUGACAUAAAGAGUCUUCACUCUGUCUAGGAGGUGUCCUACACAAGAGCAGAUAAAAAAGGAAUUUUCAGAGUAAGAGGGAUAAAAGCUUUCUUGCAGAUGUAUGGUAGUGCAAAGGAAGAGCUCUCCUUGAUAGCUGAUGCAUCCUCUGGUAUUUUCUCUUAUCUACUCUUCCAUUUCAAAUAUAUUACCUGUGUAAAUAGCUGUGUGUAGAGGACAGUAAAGGGAAGAAGAGGAUUAAAGUUAUCUUCUCUAACUGGAGUAAACCACAGCAUGAAGUGAUCAUUUUCUUCAAAUAGCAACGAUGUUAACAGAGAUGGCUUUUCUUUCAGAAAAUAACUAGGUGGAUAGUAUUAAUCAGAAAAAUAAUCUUAUAAAUUCCUACAUCCUAUAGAUUCCUACAUUCAAAUUGACUGCUGAACUCAACAAAAAAAAAUGAUAAAAUUUUUUCUUAUGGUGAACAAACAAGGUCAAACUAGGCUCUCCAGGUAUUAUGAGCAUAUAGAAAUUCAUAAGCGGACAAUGUUGGAAGCUGAAGUAAUCAAAAACUGUCUCUCUCGUUCAAAGGAUCAAUGCUCUUUCAUUGAGUAUAAGGACUUUAAGUUGGUAUACCGACAGUAUGCAGCCCUUUUCGUAGUCGUUGGAAUCAAUGAGACAGAGAAUGAGAUGGCAGUAUAUGAACUAAUUCAUAAUUUUGUGGAGGUUCUGGACAAAUACUUCAGCAGAGUGAGUGAAUUAGAUGUAUCCUUUUUGAUCAUGUUCAAUUUGGAUAGAGUGCACAUCAUACUGGAUGAAAUGGUGCUAAAUGGCUGCAUUGUGGAAACAAACCCCAGCAGAAUUCUUGCGCCGCUGUUUGUGCUCGACAAAGUGGCGGAGAGCUAGGAAGAUGCAAGACAGACUGAGGCAUUUAACAAAAGAUGGUGAAAUCCUCUAAAGCAUACCAACAAGCAAUCCUCUCAUUUUGCAAGACCAACUCGUGCAAUAUUUAAAUCAGCUGAAAAAUAUUUCCUGCUUCUCCUGUACCCUGAAAAAGACACAGAACCACAAAGUGGAAACUUUAUUUUCAGACUUGCUAAGGACACAGCAGAAGCCUUUCUAGAAAAAGAAGCUUCUCAAGAAUUGUUUUUUCUUUCAAACAAACUAAGAAUAAAGCAAUGGAAACUUA
Tympanuchus pallidicinctus (lesser prairie-chicken) is the source of this 1415-nucleotide messenger RNA. RefSeq names its product adaptor related protein complex 4 subunit sigma 1 (gene AP4S1). Bases 686 to 1132 code for a protein of 148 amino acids. Gene Ontology annotation, biological process: protein transport; vesicle-mediated transport. NCBI's taxonomy places the organism in Eukaryota, Metazoa, Chordata, Aves, Galliformes, Phasianidae. Gene Ontology annotation, cellular component: intracellular membrane-bounded organelle. The record is from RefSeq and is a predicted model, not a curated record. The transcript is spliced from 9 exons.